AUGGAUGGUAGAACGCACUUCUCUAGUGUGAAAGCAACUACAAGGGCGGAGCUGUUAGGUUUUAGUUUCUACGUGGAUCGCGUGCACCGUAUGCUACUUCGCGGCAACUGCGCGCACUGCGUAAGUGAUAUAGCACCGGUCUGCCUGGCUGCUGUGCUCGAGUACCUGGUUGCUGAGUUACUGGGUGUGGCGAGUGGUGUAGCUGUGGAUAUUGAGAGAGCGUGUAUGUUCCCUCGUCACCUGCAUAUGGUCAUUUGCGAAGACGAGGAGCUGAACAACUUCGCAGCGAAUAUGACCACGCCACCAAUUAGCAUGGGGGCCGUCUGGGGUGGCGCUGCUGGCCAUGAAGAUGGAGAAGUCCAUAGGCAUCAGGAAGUAGGCUGA
Hydatigera taeniaeformis is the source of this 384-nucleotide messenger RNA. The record is from the annotation of a GenBank genome assembly. NCBI's taxonomy places the organism in Eukaryota, Metazoa, Platyhelminthes, Cestoda, Cyclophyllidea, Taeniidae.